Melitaea cinxia (Glanville fritillary) is the source of this 366-nucleotide messenger RNA. RefSeq lists its product as uncharacterized. The transcript has 2 exons. Bases 1 to 366 code for a protein of 121 amino acids. NCBI's taxonomy places the organism in Eukaryota, Metazoa, Arthropoda, Insecta, Lepidoptera, Nymphalidae. The record is from RefSeq and is a predicted model, not a curated record.
AUGAGCGUACCGUACGGUGUUCUGCACCGCAUCGUGCCCUUUCGGCAGCAAUCCUCCGUAGGAAUUGGAAUCCAAAGUCCUAGAAACGGUCUUCUGGCGCACGCCAGUGGCGCGCCUGAGAGAGGAACCACCUCUUCUGCAAGAUGUCAUGCGAUGGAGGAAAGUGGCUCGCGACGACCUUAUCGGAAGUGUUCAGUCAGCCUGGAGAAUCCAGAGGUGAAACAGGAGCUGAUUUUGACUGGACACGACUGCUUCAGCCGCUACCUGUAUCGAGUGUUGGGGCAAGAGCCGUCGUCGGAGUGUCAUCACUGCGACGUCGGCGCCGAGGACACGACGGAGCACACGUGCGCGGACUGUCCAGCGUAG